Messenger RNA from Papilio xuthus (Asian swallowtail), 535 nucleotides. The record is from RefSeq and is a predicted model, not a curated record. NCBI's taxonomy places the organism in Eukaryota, Metazoa, Arthropoda, Insecta, Lepidoptera, Papilionidae.
CGGAUUAUUUGUGUCAAGACGCUCAUUAUUGUCGCUGGCGGAAUCAAAGCGCGAACACACGCGGCCCCGGGGGAGCGUACAGACGAUGCACUACAUUCUACUCGCCUUAUUUCCAGUGGUGUUACAAGUUGUGAACAGUGCACCGGGUUCAUGUCCUCCGACACUGUCAGUGGACGUAUGUGAAGCAGCGUGCGGACCCGGACUGGCCUGUGAGGCCUCCAAAAUGUGCUGUCCCACAGCGUGCGGUGGAGCUAUGUGUGUUGAUCCUAUGACGCAACGGCACUUCAUCACUCUAGUAAAGAAAGGCCGAUGUCCGGAGUAUCCUCGAGGUCCGUGGGUAUGCAGCCACACUUGCACCAGUGAUUCUGACUGUCCGCGAGCUCUCAAGUGCUGUCCGAACAGAUGUGGCGCCCUCACAUGUCAGAAGCCAGACCCUGAUGAACCUACUGAUGUUGAAGGCAGAUAGUUUAAUAGCAAGUUAAAGAAAGACUGGUCAAUAUUAAAAUGAAAUCAAAUAAAAUGUGUUAAAAAAUCU